GUCACUCACUGUCUCUUUAUCGGGGAGUAAUUUUUGUUGCACCUAGUGGCGCGUCUUGCUGGCCAAGCAGGCGGGCGUCAAGGCGGCAUUGGCAGGAGCUGCGCUGACAGACAGGACAUACGCCUGCAGAAAUACUGUCAAUCCACGACUUCCUUGACGCGUCAAGAUGAUAUUCUCAGAAUCCAUAGAAUUUCAGAUUUCACUGGGUUUGCUGAUGUAUCAUAUUCAAAAGUGGCCACUGAGUUUCCUGUUCGGACUGGCGUGUGUGGCGUUCUCUUGCGUCUAUUUUCAAUGGAAUCCAGUGGUCAUCAUCUUUAUACUCUUUCUUAUCUUAUUCGUGUGUGGCUGGUAUAUGCUAAACCCAGUGCUUCCUGUCUAUGCACUGGCUGUUCUGUUGUAUGUAGUGUCAUGCCUCUCCUAUCAAAUGGCAAUUCCGCUACCCUUCUUCGAGGUGAUAACGUCGCUGUACAUGAAAUGGGAUAGAAUGGAAUGGAAGUGGAAUGGAAUAAGUGGAAUGAAUGGUGGAAUUGAUGAUGACGCGUGUCUACAAACCAAGUACACACCACUGCCUGUGGCUCAACUACAGGGAAGGCUCAGAAAAAAUUUGGUGGGCCAAAGUUUGGCAAUAGAAACGAUAAUUGAUAACCUCUCUGAGUUCAGUGAGUCUAAACCCUCCAGGCCCCUUGUGCUGUGGUUUUCGGGGAGGAAAGGCAGCGGCAAGACGCUCGCUGCCAACGUCAUGAGCAGUGUGCUGGGCCAGAAGGGCAGGGUGCAGGCAGUGGUGUCCUCACACCUGCCUGAAGACCAAGAGGUACUGCAGCAAGAGGCGGAAUUGCUCAUUCGCGGCGUGGAUCCCUGUGCCCCUAACUUUCUUGUCAUAGACGGCUGGGAUGGAGAUUCCUUAUCCGCCCUUGGCAUCCUGAAAUUCUUCCUGAAGGGACUGCUGGAUGAUGAAAACCUCCGGAACAGUAAUGUCCUGGUAGUCUUGAGUGGCACCCGAGCAGCCCGGGGCGUAGAGGAACACUUCCUUGACUUUCUUCGCGGCGGGCGAGGGAAGGAGGAUCUUCACCAUGACUUCACCAACCUGAGCAUUGCACUGCAGGACAAACAUCUUCUAAGCCGAGCCACGCGCUCUGUUGUCCUGGUGCCCUUCCUGCCCAUGGACGCCGUGCAGGUGAGGAGGUGCGUCACGAGGGAGCUGCUGAUGGUGGAGAGAUGGGAGUUUGUGGUGGACGAGGUGGCCCUGGCCAAGGUCCAGCAGCAGGUGUUGGAUCUCAUCGAGAUGGAACCCGGCACUGACCCUCCCCUGGCUGCACUUGGCUGCGGGAGAGUGUCCUUCCUCCUCACGUUGCUGCUGCCUCACCUGCAGGAGUUAUGAGUGUGUGUGUGUGUUGUGUGUGUGUGUGUGUGUGUGUGUGUGUGUGUGUGUGUGUGUGUGUGUGUGUGUGUGUGUGUGUGUGUGUGUGUGUGUGUGUGUGUGUGUGUGUGUGUGUGUGUGUGCGCGCGCGCGCGCGCUAUUCCCUUUCUAGAACGACCACAAUUCCUAGACGCUCGGGUCCAGUCCAGUCCAGUAGGGGGUAUGGGGUUGAAAACCUUGGUAUUGGCGUGUAUUUCGCGUGUAUUUGUGUGUAUUUAUUUAUUUAUUUUUUUUCCUCUAUUCUUGAUAUAUCUUGUUUUGUCUUUUUCAAGAUUGUGACCAUAUAUUAUUUUCCUUUUUCAAUUUCUUCCACUGGUAAUGCUUUUUACACUAAUGUAACAUCAUGAAUUAUCACAAUGUAGUGACGGGCACAGGAGUGAGGCGUGAGACGCGAGGUGGCUGGGUGCGUGGCAUAUCUUUGGUCUAUCUUUGGUCGGUGUUCAGAGUUUGUAGAGUUCAUUCGUUUAUUUUCCCUUUUUUUGCCAUUAAGAUAUAUAGUCAUUGAUAAGCCAUCAGUAGAAUCAUGUAGACACUUUUAUGUACACUCAUAGAUUUUGCUGAAGCGUGUUCAAGUGUCUAUAGUGUAACGAAAACAUCUUAGAAUCCCCCAAUAACUUCUAAAACGUAAAGUCUUUAUGUGAUUAUUGAAAUACGUGAAAAUACCCUUAGAAGUCGCAGUAACCUCCACUGAACUCAUAAAACUAAUCACACUAAUCAUGAAAACACCCUUAAAACACCAAUCCCUUCCAUGAUAACUAUGAAAAUCCGAUAACGUUCACUAAUACUUCUUGAAAUAACACUAGAAACAAUAAAGAGCUCCGGAAAAGUCAGCACCUCCCAACAGAUUACGUUAAUAUGUCAACAGGACCGCCGAGGUACAGUGGAACCAUGCGUGCUUUGGGGUCCGAGGGGUCUCUAAGCGCACGGGCUCGAAUCCUGUCCACGGUCCGAGUGUAGGUUGGGCUUCCUCACUCGGGGCAACGAAAAAGCCGUGUGCGUCAGGAGGGGCGGAGACGGACAGGGUGACGGACGCGCAACAUUGUAUCACACGUGUGCCUCUUAUGUUAUGCAGUAAGAAAUUGUAUUAUAGUGUUUUUCUAAUUUAGAUUUAUUAAUAUUGAGAGAGGCUUUUUAUCCUAUUGUUAACGUAUCAUGUAUAUUAUAAUUCUAGUGGUAUCGUUAUAUCGGACAACUUAUUUUUCAUUAUAUCAUUGUUGUUGUAUCGCAGUGUGAGACAUGGGGACGUGCCGAAAUUUGUCGUGAGGAUUGUUGAUUGUUGAAGGGAUCAAAUAAAUGACUUAACGAUG
This is a messenger RNA of Portunus trituberculatus (swimming crab), 2724 nucleotides long. Its product is annotated as torsin-2A-like. Gene Ontology annotation, biological process: cellular response to misfolded protein. The transcript has 2 exons. Gene Ontology annotation, molecular function: ATP binding; ATP hydrolysis activity. The record is from RefSeq and is a predicted model, not a curated record. The coding region runs from base 167 to 1378 and encodes 403 amino acids. Lineage: Eukaryota; Metazoa; Arthropoda; Malacostraca; Decapoda; Portunidae.